AUGCCCUUCCUCCACGGCUUCCGAAGGAUCAUCUUCGAGUACCAGCCCCUGGUGGACGAGAUCCUGGGGCUGCUGCCCAUGCAGGAUACGGAGCAGCAGAGCAGCCUGGAGAGCCCUGCCUGUCUGGGCAGUGACAGGAGCCAGCUCUCAGCUGUCAGACGAGUCCUGGAGAGGGAGACCCACUCCCCGUUCUACCAGGAGGGUGUGAGCUAUGCCCUGCUGAAGGUCACUGAGCUGGGGCUUGUCCCUGCUGCAGAAAUCCUGCUGGAGUUUGGAGCUGAUCUCAGCUUUGAAGAUCCAGUCACCUACUACACCUCCCUGCACAUCGCGGUGCUGCGCAACCAGCCGGACAUGGUGGAGCUCCUGGUGCAGCACGGCGCCGACAUCAACCGCAGGGACCGGAUCCAUGAGAGCAGCCCCCUGGAUCUGGCCAGUGAGGAGCCUGAGCGACUGCCCUGCCUCCAGAGGCUGCUCCAGCUGGGAGCUGAUGUCAAUGCAGCUGACAAAAACGGCAAGACUGCUCUGCUGCAUGCCCUGGCCAGCAGUGAUGGGGUCCAGAUCCACAACACUGACAGCAUUCGGCUCCUCCUGGAGGGAGGUGCAGAUGUCAGGGCCACCACCAAGGAUGGUGACACUGUCUUCACCUACAUCAUCUUCCUGCUGGGAGAGAUGGUGUGCAGCAGCCAGGAGGAGGCACAGGUGAUCAGCCACUUCUGCUUCCGCAUCACACAGCUGCUGCUGGCCCACGGUGCCAACCCCAGCGAGUGCCCAGCCCCUGAGUCCCUCACCCACCUCUGCUUCAAGAGCUUCAAAUGCCACUUCGCACUGCUGCGCUUCCUGCUGGAGUCAGGGGCUGCCUACAACUGCUCCGUGCAUGGUCCCUCCUGCUGGUCAGGCUUCCACAUCAUCUUCGAGUGCCUCUGCUCGCACCUCAGUGGCCCUGAGGACGACAACUUCUCUGCAGACCUGCUGCAGAAGGGCCAGACCCUGCUGGAGCUGAUGAUGGCCAGCUCCCAAGCCAUCCAGCUGCCCAGCAACUUCGAAGUCAACACCAGCAGCUGCAGGUACCACGGGGAAAAGGUCAGGACUCUCUUCUGCUCCCUGAAGCAGCUGGAGCGUUCCCCACAGGCACUGAAGCAUCUCUGCAGGGUCUUCAUCCGGCAGCGCCUUAAGCCCUGGCCAGUGGAUGUCAAAAUCAAGGCUCUACCUCUCCCAGACAGGUUGAAGUGGUACCUCCUCAUCGACCACACUGCUGGCCACCAGGACCUCUGAGCCUGACUGAUGCCUCUCCCUCUGCCCACUUGAUGGUCGUGGGGGUGCCUACAGCCAC
Molecule: messenger RNA, 1330 nt
Organism: Indicator indicator
Lineage: Eukaryota; Metazoa; Chordata; Aves; Piciformes; Indicatoridae
Gene: ASB6
Product: ankyrin repeat and SOCS box containing 6
Exons: 6
Coding region: 1-1272 (423 amino acids)
Biological process (GO): protein ubiquitination; intracellular signal transduction
Cellular component (GO): BRCA1-BARD1 complex
Molecular function (GO): protein binding
Source: RefSeq, a predicted model, not a curated record